Molecule: messenger RNA, 518 nt
Organism: Gymnogyps californianus (California condor)
Lineage: Eukaryota; Metazoa; Chordata; Aves; Accipitriformes; Cathartidae
Product: feather keratin 1-like
Exons: 2
Coding region: 58-408 (116 amino acids)
Cellular component (GO): intermediate filament
Molecular function (GO): structural constituent of cytoskeleton
Source: RefSeq, a predicted model, not a curated record
UUUUACAGAUUUGUUCAACUGCUCAAAGUCUCUGAGAUUUACCUCCACCCCACAGACAUGUCUUGCUAUGACCUGUGUCCACCCACCCCCUGCGGCCCAACCCCGCUGGCAAAUAGCUGCAACGAGCCCUGCAUCAGGCAGUGCCAGGACUCGACAGUGGUGAUCCAGCCCUCUCCUGUGGUGGUGACCCUGCCCGGACCCAUCCUCAGCUCCUUCCCCCAGAACACCGCUGUGGGAUCCUCAGCAUCCGCGGCUGUCGGGAGCGCGCUCAGUGCUGGAGGGGUCCCCAUCUCCUCUGGCAGCUCCUCAGGAUUUGGGAGCUUUGGCUAUCCAGGCCUGGGCAGUGGGUACAGCCGGCCCUACCGUCGCUACAGCACCUACCGCAGUGGCUUCUAUGGGCCGUGCUAAAGCGUGAGGAGCAAGCAGGAAGAAAUGACCAGAAACACUGAAGCACGACCCGACACAGGACUGAGCUCAUGGCCAUGGUUUUCAGAUGCAAAGUUAGAUACCCACAGCUC